Messenger RNA from Rhagoletis zephyria (snowberry fruit fly), 912 nucleotides. RefSeq names its product putative nuclease HARBI1. Lineage: Eukaryota; Metazoa; Arthropoda; Insecta; Diptera; Tephritidae. The record is from RefSeq and is a predicted model, not a curated record.
AACCACGCACUGAGCCCAUUGGAAAUGUAAUUGCUAGCGUUGCGCUUCUAUGCAUCAGGAAGCUUUUUAAUUACAGUGGCUGAUUUCUGUGGAGUGAGUACGUCCACUGCAAGCCGAGUAGUCAAAAGAGUCUCCUAUGCAAUUGCAGAACUUUCGAGAGAGUAUAUUAAAAUGCAAAAAAAAAGUGCAGAAUUGGAAAUUGUUAAUCGUAGUUUUCAUCGGAUUGCAAAUUUCCCAAAAGUCGUUGGAUGUAUAGACUGCACCCAUGUAAAGAUCCAAUCGCCUGGUGGAGUAAACGCCGAAAUAUUCCGAAAUCGGAAAGGGUACUUUUCGUAUAAUGUACAAGCAGUCUGCAAUGCAAAUCUGGAGAUAACUGAUCUUGUAUGUCGAUGGCCUGGCUCCGCACAUGAUGCCAACAUUUUUAAUAAUAGCCGUAUUAAGCAUCGUUUUGAGCUAAAUCAAUUCAAGGAUUGCUUUAUACUAGGCGAUAGUGGGUAUGGUGUCAGUAGAUACAUGAUGACGCCGCUUUUACAUCCUAACACUGCUGCGGAACGGUUGUAUAACGAGUCUCAAAUCAGAACCAGAAAUUGCGUAGAGAGGUGCUUUGGCGUGUGGAAGCGUCGCUUUCCAGUGCUUUCCGCAGGAUUAAGAGUUUCGCAAAAUACCGUUAUGGCAGUUAUUGUAGCCUGCGGUGUUUUACAUAACAUCGCGCGGCAAAAUAGAGAUGCGGAUCCAUCCGAAGAAGAGAAUUUUACUGCUGAAGAGUCCACUGAAAAUGCAAUGGAGGCAGAUGAAUCCACGACCGAAACGCCAGGAGUCUCUUUUAUGAGGUCGAGUUUAAUCAGAGACUAUUUUGCAAGUUUAUAAAGGAAUACUAGGAGUGCCAGUUACUGUAUUAAUAUUCGAAUUCGG